AGAAGCUGCAACUUUAUCUCUGUGAGAGCAAACAGCCGACGGCGAAGAACAUACACACAGUACUGGGAAAACAAUGACCGUAGGAAAGAAUAUGUCCAAAGUUAGUGACAUAUCCCGCGAUGGUGCAUCAUGCAGGACAGAGGAGAGGGGCAAUGAGAAAGGGGACCAGUGUGACAGAGGCAGAUGGUGGAUGGGUACUUUGAAAGAUACGCCCAUCCCUGGGAGUUACCACAUCCGGGACUUCAUUGAGGAGGCUGGCCUGAACCCGGUCCGUAGGACGUAUGGCUUUAAGGGUACGGGGAGAGACACCAAGAUGCAGAUGCGUAAGGGGGACUUACUGCUGCCGGGAGCCUAUUGCUUCACUGAUUCCACCCAGGAGGCCCUCCAAUGCCAGGCCUCCUACUCCUUUAAGAGCUGCCCCCGCCCAAAAAACUACACUCUGGGUAUCCGCGACAAGGAAAUAGACCUUUCACCAUGCCACUACAAUGUGACCCAGAAACCAGUGCCCAAGAUACCCUGCAAACACGUGAUGUUUCGUUCGGCAGUGCAGCGUGCCAGCUUUCUGCCUAGAGAGGGCCCUGCUCCUGGACAUUACAACAUAAGGACGGGCCCGACCAUAGGAGUCACGUCCUGUUUCAGAUCCACUGUGCCCCGUCUUCACAGUGUGCGCUCGAGGACUCCAGGACCGGGGACUUAUGAGCCGUCCUGGCAGAUGGGUCACCGUCUGGGGACUGAGGCCAACAUGGGCAGGGCCCACGGUCUCUUCUUCCGCAAUGUCUUCUAGAUCGUCCAACAGUGUCAUCCAGCCAUCCCUUUUUAUGACUCCCUGGUCCCCCCACUUCUACUGUCUGAUAGAAUGCACGUGGCACUGGGUGAUCAUGUUGCUUAUUUUCUACCUGAGUAAAGAAAAAACCCUGAUUUCGUUGUCAAAUGCACUUGACUACAUUUACCCACAAACGCAUCUCUUACUAUUGCCAGACACAUUGGCCCACCAUUAUCAAAAACAUUUGUUUUACCUUAGUAAAUUUUUAGAGACACUAACCAGGGAAACUAAACAAUAUUAAUCUGCAUUGCAACGCUGGUUGACUAAGGGCUGGAUUCAAUCCGUAGAAGAUCGGCGUUAUAGCGGGAUUGAAAUUUAAAACCAGUGUUUUCACGGUUAAAAACGUCCGAUCUUCGGCACUACGGAUUGAAUCCAGCCCUUUGUACUUCUGCCUACCCCAGUUUGUCUCCCCUCUCUCUCUCUGCUGGCAGCCUGUCUGGCAGGCUGUUGUGCCUCCACACUAUCUGCUGUGUUAUGCACUCGUGAUUGAGGGGGGAAAUGCAGUUCAGUCAUCCAUCACAUGCACAUAGCUGGCAUGCUGCACAUUCAACAUUAGCGGAGCAGCCAGUGUCACACCACGAAAGGGCUAUUCUUAUCACUACCUAUCCUUACUGUCAAUGAAAAAAACUAACACGGGAUAAUGUUGGACUCAGGUUACACUAACAUAGACCAUAGCCUUGAUAGGAAUCAGGCCUGUGGAAUGUAGGCCAUGUAGUUGUUUAAAAAAAAACAUUUUUUUUUUUUUUACAAUAGAUCGUUUCAGUCCUGGAUGCUCCGAUUGUCUGAAACCACAUUACAUUCUCAUCAGAUUGCUAUGAGAUAAAAAAUAAAUAAAAAUAA
Messenger RNA from Oncorhynchus kisutch (coho salmon), 1663 nucleotides. RefSeq names its product sperm-tail PG-rich repeat containing 4 (gene stpg4). The record is from RefSeq and is a predicted model, not a curated record. The coding region runs from base 74 to 784 and encodes 236 amino acids. Gene Ontology annotation, biological process: epigenetic programing of male pronucleus. Gene Ontology annotation, cellular component: female pronucleus; male pronucleus; germinal vesicle. Gene Ontology annotation, molecular function: chromatin binding; histone binding. NCBI's taxonomy places the organism in Eukaryota, Metazoa, Chordata, Actinopteri, Salmoniformes, Salmonidae. The transcript is spliced from 7 exons.